Molecule: messenger RNA, 5469 nt
Organism: Gracilinanus agilis (Agile Gracile Mouse Opossum)
Lineage: Eukaryota; Metazoa; Chordata; Mammalia; Didelphimorphia; Didelphidae
Product: RIMS-binding protein 3-like
Exons: 3
Coding region: 1-5469 (1822 amino acids)
Biological process (GO): neuromuscular synaptic transmission; fertilization; spermatid development
Cellular component (GO): manchette; nucleus
Molecular function (GO): protein binding
Source: RefSeq, a predicted model, not a curated record
AUGGCCAGGGCUGCAGUGGAUGACCCGGGCGCCUUCGGUGUCUGCCCCAGGCCCGAGCACGCCACGGAGCUUGUCGGCUUCGGCCACCUUCCUGGCCAUUGGGACGGACUGUUCCCAUCUGUCCAUUCCACAUUCACCCAUGGCUUGGUUUGUGACAUGGUGGCCACCCUCAGCCUGGUUUGCCACCAGGCAGGCCGGCCACAGCGUCUCAAAGCCACAGGAGUCUGCCAGGAGGUGCCUAUUCUAGCCCCUACCGGAAGCGCUGUUUCCGAGCACCGACCCCGAGAGGCAGGCGGUGAAGAGGCCGAAGCCUUCCCCCACCGUCGUUUUACAGACGAGGCCGUGCUGCGGGAGCGCGACGCCGAGAUCCGCCAGCUGCUGCGCUGGAAGGAGGCCGAGCUGCGCCAGCUGCAGCAGCAGCUGCACCGGGAGCGCGACUGCGCUGUGCGCCAGGCGCGGGAUCUGCAGCGCCAGCUGGCCGACGAGCUGCUGAACCGCGGCUACGGCGGGCGGCAGAGCGGUGGCAGCAGCGGCGGCGGCAGCAGCAGUGGCAAUGGCAGUGGGGGCGCCUUCACCUCGUCCAUCGCUGGGGGCGGGGGCGCGGCGCAGUGCCGCUGCCGCCUGCAGGAUGUGCUGGCCAAGCUGCGCUGGGAGACUGACGGCGAGCAGGCUGCGCGCAUCCGGCACCUGCAGGCCGCCCUCGACGUGGAGCGCAGCCUCUUCCUCAAGUACAUCUUGGAGAACUUCCACUGGGACCCGGCCGCCGUGCUGUCCGCGCCACCGGGCCGCUCCCAGAACCGCCCCGCCACCACCGAGCCAGCCCUCGCCAUGGCCAUCAUCAGCGGAGCCGCCACGCCCGCCCUCGAGGGCGCCGGGGAGCUGCCCCCCGGCCUCAGCUCCCGAGCAGCCGUCACUGCCUCAGCCGCUGCCCCUGCCCCAACCCUUGCUGAGCGCGUGCGGACCUCGACCCUCCCCAGCCGGCCGCGCUCCCUGGACAGCCUGUGCCCCCCGCGGCCGCGCGCCACCGCGCUCUGCCUGGACAACACCUCCCGCUCCUUAGAUGGCAGCCCCGGCCGCGCCCAGUCCCCUCCCGGGGCAGGUGAGCCGGAGGACAGAGCCCGCCUGCAGCUGGGCGGCGGCGAGAAGGGGCCGGAGCCCGAGGGUGCACCAUCGACGCUGCCCAGCCCCAGGCCCACCGCCUACAGCGAGCUGGUGAAGCAGAACUCGGAGCUGGCCGAGGCCCUGGACACCCUGGCUCGCCACUGCUCCGGCCUCCGCCAGGAGAACUGCCAGCUGCGCCGCGGACUCCCAGAAGCCGAUGAGAAAGUGCAGCGCCUCAAGCUCAAGAACGUGGAGCUGGCCGGCAUCGCCAAGCGCCUGGAGGAGCGCGCCCGCAAGCUGCACGAGACCAACUUGCGCACCCCGACCGCAGCCCCAGCCCCGGCGGCAGCGGGCCGCGCCUCCCAGGGGCAGUCCCCUGGGCCCGCCGCUGGGAACCCCAGCCGCUCCGCGCUGGAGCUCUGCCGCCAGGCCUUCGCGCGCCAGCGGGCCAAGGACCUGACCGAGCAAACGAGCGCGCUGCAGGCCAAGGACAAGCAGAUCGAGGACCUGCGCCAGGAGUGCCGCGACCUGCAGGCCCGCGUGGCCGCCUGCCAGAGCACCGCGGGCCAGGGCUCGACCCAGUGGCUCAACGUCAACGACUUCGACCACCUCCUGCGGGAGUCCCAGAAGGAGGUGCUGCGCCUUCAGCGGCAAGUCACCCUGCAGAAGUGUUUCAAGGGCCCCCACACGUCCCGGGCGUCCAGCCCCCGGGCCCAGCCCCAGAGCCCCAGGCGGGAGGGGGAGGACAAAGAGGACAGGGAGGAGGAGGAGGAGAAGAAGGCGGCCCAGGAGGCCCAGCAGGCCCAGCAGGCCCAGGAGGCCCAGGAGCUGAAGCUCCGGCUGCACGCGCUGGAGGAAAAGCUCAGCGAAAGGCAGAAGUGUUGCGAGAGCCUGCAGCUGGACGUGGGCAAGGUCCAGCAGAGGCUGCAGGAGGCCGAGGGCCGCCUGCAACGGCUGACCACCGAGAACAACCGACUGGCCCAAGAGAACGGCAGGUUCCAGGAGAAGGUGCAGUGGGCAGAGAAAGUGGACUCGGAGAACAAUGACAUGCGGGGCAGGCUGGAGCUCGUAACCAGAGAGCGCGAUGCGGGGACCCUGCAGACUGUCCAACUGCAGCAGCAGGUGGGCCAGGUCGAGGCCAGCCGCCAACUGCUGGAGAAGGAGCUCCAAGAAGCCGUGGUCACCCUGGCGGCCCAGCAGGAAGAGGUGCAGAAGCUGCUGAGGGACCAGGAGCUGCAGCAGAGGGAACACGAGGAAGCUGUGCACACCCUGCAGGCCCAGAUCCGAGAGCUGGAGAGGCCCAGCCCCCAGAAAGCAAAAGAGCUCCGACGCUCCCAGCUGCCCAGGAGCAAGUGGGCCAAGAAAGUCCCGCGCCCCCCGGAGGGCCCCAGCCUCCCCGACGCGGCACCUGCAGGCCAGAGAGCCAGCACCCAGACCAGCGCCUCAAAUGCUGGCCCGGGGCCCUUGGGCCUUCUGGCUUCCCCUCCGACGCCCCAGGCGCUUCCAGCCGGUGCCGCCCCAGCCGGCUCAGACCAAGCCCCGGAACCAGAGAGCCCUGCCACGGACAGCCAACCUGGCCAGGACAGCCACGACCCGUCGAAACUGAAAAUCUUCCUGGCCCGCUACAGCUACGACCCCUAUGCGGGCCCCAACGAGCAGCCCGAGGCUGAGCUGGCGCUGACUGCCGGGGAGUAUAUUUACGUCUUCGGGGACAUGGACGAGGAUGGCUUCUACUCCGGGGAGCUGAUGAAUGGCCAGAGGGGCCUGGUCCCCUCCAACUUGGUAGAGCAGAUUUCGGACAGUGAGAUCCUGAACUUCCACGUUCCCGAGGGCAGCGACCUCUCCCUGGACUCCUCCCAGGAAAUGAAACCCCUGGGUGGCGGCGGCUGCGGCGGCGGCGGGGAGAGCGCCAGUCCCGAGGGGAGGGGAACGGACUACCCGGAGGACGCCUCCUGCUGCGAUCUGUUGCCCAAGACCCUCGAGAAGAGCGCAGAGGAGGAGGAAGAGGAGGAGGCUUGGGACUUUUCUGGGGUUCCCUGCCCCCAGAAACUGACUCUGCUCCAGCAGCUGCCCCGGGCCGUGGUCGUGGGCUGGGAGCGGCCCCGUGGCAACCACCCCUACGGAGCCAUGCAAGGCUACAACAUCUACGUGGACAGGGAGCUGUGGCAGAAUAUCCGAGCCAGCAACCAGAAGCAAGUGACCGUGGAGGAGCUGGACCUGAAGACCAGGGCCUACCGCAUCUCCGUGCAGAGCGUGAUGGAGAGGGGCUGCUCCAACCCGCUGGCGUGCUCCUUCCUGGUGGGCCAGGACUUCUGCCUGGCCCCGACCCGGCUGCGGCUCAAGAGCCUCUCCCCCACCUCGGCCGAGAUCUCGUGGCUGUACAGCAACAGUAACUACCCCCACAUGGUGCGCCUCAACGAGCAGGAGCACAGCCUGGCCGAGGCCGGCGUGUGCCGGUACAUCUUCCCCGACCUGCAGCCCAGCAGCCGCUACUGUGUCCACGUGGAGGUGCGGCCCCCCGGGGAGGCCUCCGGGAAGCCCUGGAGGGAGAUGGCCUCCUCGAUUGCUUUCACGACCCCGUUGGCGGGCCCCCCCGACCCUCCCCUGGACGUCCUGGUGGAGUGCCACAGCUCCCCGGGCACUCUGCUCGUCAGCUGGAUCCCGGUGACCAUCGAUUCCGCGGGCUCCUCCAACGGGGUCCCCGUGACGGGCUACGCCGUGUACGCGGACGGCCAGAAAGUCACCGAAGUGGCCUCGCCCACGGCGGGGAACGUCCUGGUGGAACUUUCCCAGAUACAGCGGCAGAAGCUUUUCCAAGAGGUCUCGGUGCGGACCACCUCUCACUACGGCGAGUCCCUGGACUCUGUGCCGGCCCAGAUCCCGGGGGAAUGGUGCAAGCAGGCGAGCGCUUACCCGUCGCCCCAGGCCUUCCCCGUCAACCACAACUGCGGGGAUCCGGCCCACCCCCACAUUCCCGCGCCCUCGAGACUCCCCGUGCCCACAGGCCAAGAGAAGUCGGUUGCGUCCAGCUUCAACACCAAGGCCAGCUCCCCCCUCAGCGCCGGCUGCGGGCGGCCUAAAGCGGCUGCCUGGGACGGGCUCCCGGAAGACGGCUGCAAAAGGAGAAGCCCGAAGCCCUCGGACGGUGAACUGCCGAGCCCAAGAGACGCCGGGACCCCCCCGGGACCCGGAGAAGCCCGAACGCCGAGCCCUCUGGCCUCCGGCAGGAAGGACGCCCACGGGUCCAAAGCCGGCAAGGACAGUAAGGUCUGGAGCCCCAGGCACGUCCCCGACGGCCAGCCGGCGGGGGAGGAGAAGAGCGCCCGCAAUGCAGUUCCCCGAGCGGGUCGCGGGAAGGAGAGCUUGACUUCGCCGCCGCCCGAGAGCGGCCAGGGGAAGGAGAGCCCCAGAGAAAACCAUUCCGCCGCUCUGGGCGGCGGCAGGGCGCCGCGGAACAGUCCCGAAGCAGAAACGCCGAAGGGGAGCGGCAGCCAGUCGUCCGAGGCCCAAGCCGCGGCGGGCAGCCCGGAGGAAGAGGACCAGUACGUGACCGCGUGGGGGGCGAGGACGGCCGGCCCAAAGAAGGAGAUCCGGCUCGGAAGGGGCCCGAGCAGGCCGGCGGGCCGGAAGAAGGAGGCCCCACCGCAAGCCCCCACCCAACCCCCCAGGCCUCUGCUCUAUCAGGCCCCCUCAGAGAAGGUGACGAAGAUCUUGAAAGCGGGCCCCGUGGGGCCCGGCGCAGCGCUGUGGUUCCGGGCCCCGGAAAGCGGCGCUCUCAAAGGCAAUCCUGCCGACUACCCCGUCCGAGUGUUCGUGGCCCUCUGGGACUAUGACCCCCAGGUGAUGUCCGCCAACCACGCGGCCGCCCAGGAGGAGCUCACCUUCCACCGCGGCCAGAUCCUCAAGGUCUGGGGGGACCGCGACCCGGACGGCUUCUAUCGCGGCGAGUGCUCGGGCCGGACGGGCUACAUCCCCGGGAACCUGGUCUCCGAAGUGCAAGUGGAGGGCAGCGACGUGCUCAAGCAGCUCCUCCAGCAAGGCCACCUGCCCUCCGAGGUGUCCCUGGACGGCAUCGUCGGGCUGCCCACACAGCCGCCCGGGCCCCAGAAGAGCUUCUCGGUGGCCAGGGGGGGCCCCCGGCGAGCCCAGCUCUGGCACCCGCAGACCAUGGUGGCCGCCUUCGACUACCAGCCCCGGAAGAGCUCCAGCCUGAGCGUCACGGAGGAGCUGACUCUGAGCGCCGGCGACGUGGUCACCGUGCUGGGCUCCGUGGACGACAAUGGCUUCCUUUACGGAGAGCUCAACGGGCAGAGAGGCCUGGUCCCGUGGAACCUUCUGAAAACCCCCGCCCUGAAUGGCGCGGAGUAG